AUGGCGAUCCGCCAACGCAAGCCAACGAAUGUUCUCCUCAGCUUCAAGGUGCUUCAUUUUGUCAGCCAGCUUCGUCGACGUGCUAGGCCACGUGUGCAAAGAGGCUCCGACGAUGAUCCCCAGCUUGUCAAUGGGCUCUCUACCAGCCGAAAGGCGCUGAGACGAUUUUCCGAAGGGUUGUCCCGACUUGGGGCCCGCAACGCAACGCAGCCGCAGCAUAUUGCCAAUCGCAUCUGCAAGUGCCGCAAGGACAACCAAAAGCCGUUUAGCCCGACGCUCAGGCUACGUACGUUGGGCUUGGACGGCUUCGAUCGCUCAAACGAAUCUGGGGAGGAGGUGCAACACAUGCUUGGUUCUGUCGACGAGAGGCUCAGUCCUACAGGAGAGACCUUGUCGGCAACCGCGAGCGACAACAAGCUCUUUCUCAAACACGUCAAUACGUCGAUCUUGGACGGUUGCUCCUUGAACGACAUCGUACGAUUACUGGUGACGGCCCACGAUGCCAUUAACACGCUGUCGUACUGCCGUUUGCAGUUUAGUGACAACUGGCUAGCGGCACAAGGCCGAGAUUUUGGACUCAACAUAGACGAGGUUUUUGUUGCAAAUUACGAGCACUUGCUUCUGCGACUUCAAGCCGAGCUCAUUGAAGCACUGGAGCGCAAAGCUCUUGAUGAGCUUCAGCAGGGUGGGCAUGACAAGAAGCAGCAAAGGCUCCUGAGUUGGUUCACAGAAUUCGCCGAGAAGCCACGACCACUCAGCACCUCGUUCCCAUGGACCAUUAAGCCGUCGCUAGCUGUGUUGUGGGGUGUCUGUUGGAUGUUUUACAACUCUUCUGGCACCUCAUCUGCGGGCACCGAAGGUAGCAACGACCGCGUACCAGGAUCUCGUGUGCUCCAGCACCUCGAUGUUCCAUGGGAUGCUCCAGGAUCGUCUGAAUACUUCCGCUUUGGCCUGGAGUUGAUUGGCUUACAGCCACAACCCACAGCGCAGCAGCUAACUGGCGACGAUUUGACAGUGGGGCCUGGGAGUGAUGUGUUCGAAGCACGAAACGCGGAUCACUGGUCGCCCGAAUGGCAACCAUUUGAAUCUAGGCAUCCGAGCCUUACAUAUGCCCAGCUGUCGCCGAUUGGCUCGUGGGCGCCUACAGCACCGCCCAAUAUCCCAGGCCAAAGUACUUAUGCUUGGGCUGCCCAUCAGCAGUACCCCAUAAAUCCCAUUAAUAAUUACUUACCUCAGAAUCCAGGCGCUCUAGCACUCACGGCGUUUGCGCAGCAGCUUAGCCCCAACAGCCUUGACCAGUCUCGGCAGCUUCCGUACUCUUCUUUGCCACAGCAUAGUCCGCGUCAUCUGGCAAACCCUCCCCAGACUCCAAGCAUUCGAGUCACCGGAACAGCGGGAACGGGAGACGAGGCCUUUGCUCCGCCACAUUCGGAUUUCGCGGCCUGGAACUAUAUAUCACCCUCCUCAGGCCCGCCACGAAACAGCAACAGCAGUACAAAUUUCGACUUGUUCAACAUGGGAAACACUUUGCCACCUGUCAACGUACCAUCGAUACAGCUGCCGCAGGAUUACAACAAGCACCAGCGUUCACAUUCAAUGAACUCGAACCCGGAUCUGCCCACUCCGGUUAGUAUGUCAGGACCUCACUCUGCUCUGCCAUCACCCAUUCGUGAGCAGAGAACAACAAUGUCGAGCCCACACGCCCAUGCACGACAACUCUCCGAGGAAGUUUCUUCACAAGAUGAGCAUGACGGAUCGCUGCGGAAGAACAACGCCUAUAAACGUGCCGAGGAGCCACCGCGCAACCAGGAAGCAAAGAUGGUCUGCAAGCACCAAGAAUGUUCUGGUCUCACCUUCGACCGAAAGUGUGAAUGGAGCAAACACAUGGACAAACAUGACCGACCCUACAAGUGUCUCGUCAAGGGAUGUGAGAAACUGCAAGGCUUCACCUACAGCGGUGGUCUCUUGCGCCACGAGCGCGAAGUACACAAGAUGCACGGUGGAACUAAGAAGUCCCUCUUCUGCCCUUUCACGGAUUGCAAGCGUAGCUCUGGCGCUGGCUUCACGCGGAAGGAAAAUCUCGCUGAACACAUCCGUCGCGUACACCGUAGGACGAGCAUGUCAGCCGACAUGCACGGUUUGGUGAUUCGACGUGAAACCUUGGAACGCUCACCAACCGUUGAGAGCCGUCAGGCCUCUGAGUCACCCUAUGUCCGCAACCUCGAGUAUCGUGAAAGCGAGGAGCCUUCGCUCAAGCGGAAACGAGUCACCGACUCCGUCCUGUCUGAUCGCGCUGAUGAGGACCUCCGCGCUGAAAUCAAAAGACUACGACACGAGAACGAGGAGAAGGACGCCCGAUUACGACAGCUCGAGCAGGCUGUGAUGGCGCUGCAGCAGAGUCGCAGGUAA
Messenger RNA from Ascochyta rabiei, 2409 nucleotides. RefSeq lists its product as uncharacterized. The transcript has 6 exons. Bases 1 to 2409 code for a protein of 802 amino acids. Gene Ontology annotation, molecular function: RNA polymerase II cis-regulatory region sequence-specific DNA binding; DNA-binding transcription factor activity, RNA polymerase II-specific. The record is from RefSeq and is a predicted model, not a curated record. NCBI's taxonomy places the organism in Eukaryota, Fungi, Ascomycota, Dothideomycetes, Pleosporales, Didymellaceae. Gene Ontology annotation, biological process: regulation of transcription by RNA polymerase II.